CGUUCGCAGCGGAGGGCUGCUGUCGGAAAGGCUCCAGAAACGCCCUACAGGAGCUGUACAACCCCACACAGCAGCAGGAAACUGAUUUGGUGUCUUCAACAUGGAGUAACAUCUGCCACUGGCGACAGCAACGAAGUCACUGGUAGUGUGAACACAUCUUAAGUCUAACGGUGUGUGGAAAUUCUGCCAGGAAGCAUGAUAAUAAAAAUGAUGACAAAAUAAAGUUUUUUAAUCUGCUUUAUUUGACUUGUUAGAGCAAGACGAGCUUUAGACAUGUCAAGAAGACGCUGUUUUCUGCACUGCAAAUCCACUUUGCAUGGACUUCAAAAGGAUGAGGACUCAGGAUGGAACUGAUACAGUAAAACCGACAGCAUCGUUACUGUUCGUAUCACUGUUUAUCAAAGUGCUGAGGAAGUUUCCGGAGCUGAAAUUCAGAUAUGGCUGAGUUCUCAGCGGCGGCGGUGUUGCAUCAGGCCCGGCGGGAUCAGGUGGCGGACACGUGUCGUGCCCACAGCGCGUCCAGCCGCAAGCGGCGCGUCCUGACCCCCAGCGACCUCAAGCACCUAGUGGUGGACGAGGAGCACGAGCUCAUCUACUGCUAUGUGCCCAAGGUGGCCUGCACCAACUGGAAGCGGGUCAUGAUGGUGCUGAGCGGUCGGGGGAAGUACAGCGACCCCAUGGAGAUUCCGUCCAACGAGGCCCAUGUCCCCUCCAACCUCAAGACCCUCAACCAGUACAGCAUCCCCGAUAUCAACCACCGGCUCAAGAACUACCUCAAGUUCCUCUUCGUGCGCGAGCCCUUCGAGCGGUUGGUGUCGGCCUACCGCAACAAGUUCACGCUCCGCUACAACACCUCGUUCCACAAACGCUACGGGACAAAGAUCGUGCGGCGGUACCGCAAGAACGCCACAGCCGAGGCGUUGCAGAGCGGCGCCGACGUGAAGUUCCAGGAGUUCGCCGAGUACCUGGUGGACCCGGGCACUCAGAGAGAAGCUCCGCUCAACGAACACUGGCAGACGGUCUACUCGCUCUGCCACCCCUGCCACAUCCACUACGACCUGGUGGGCAAGUAUGAGACUCUGGAGGAGGACGCCAACUACGUGCUCAAGCUGGCAGGGGUGGGCGACUCAUUGCACUUCCCGUCGUACGCCAAAUCCACCCGUACCACCGACCAAAUGGCGGCCAUGUUUUUCAACAACAUCAGCUCCCAGCAGCAAAGCCAACUCUACCAACUCUACAAACUGGACUUUCUUAUGUACAACUACUCUAUUCCCAGCUACCUAAAACUGCAGUAAACACACAUUCGCAGUUGCGCACACGUUCCAAGCUCGUUCAACGAGGUUGAACAUUGGGAGAAUGGCUGUGGCUGAAAGACACAGGCGGGGGAAUCAACCAAGCACCUAAAUGUAAAAUUGUAUUUAUAUCCGCUGGGACGGUUGCUUUAUUUCGAGACAACCAAGGAGCUGUCGGUCAACUGCAAGAGCGUGGACCACUCGAAAGUGGUCUUUUGAGACUGAAGUCCUGAUGUAGUUGCCUAUUGAAUUGUACAUUAUCAGUGUAAAGGCUCCUGUUCCCAAACAUCAAAAGCAAUAUGACAGAUUCUGAGCUGUACCUGCUCAACUGGUUUAUCUAUUAAUAUACUCAGCCAGCCAUCGCCAUUAUCGAAGCUUCACAGAAAGGAGCGCCUAGACUAAUAAUAAGACUUGAAAAACAAUCAGACUUCAGUUCCCCACUUCUAAUUUCUUGUUCUCUUUGGAAGUUCCCUCGCUUCUCUCCCAUACUCAGACGGCCUUUGUGUGUGUGUAUUUAUACGGUGCAUAUUUGAAAAUGCACGCUAAAAUAAGAAUGACAAAAAAAAAAGAGGCAUUGAAUGAUGCCUUCCUGAAGGGGCGUGUCCAUUUGUGAGUGACCGGCAUGGGCUCCGCCCACUGGGUCAGUCAGGGAGCAUCUGUAGCAGUCGGGAGGUCAGAGGUCACUGCGGGUUGGCCUCAAGCACACUGUUCCCACAACCCCUCCUCCCUUGGUUGGUCUUGGGUAAAUUUAAGGAUUUUGGGUGUUUUGUUUUAUUUUGUAUUUGUUUAUAAUGGGAAAAGUUGCUGCGAGCAGCACGUUAUAAUGUUAUUUGAAUUACUGUGUGAAAUGGGAGAUGGGAAAGACUUAAUUUUUUGUUUCCAGGAAAGGAAAUCAGCUUAGCGCUAGAGGUUUAAUUGUUAUAAUUUGUUCAUAUUUCUUGCCUCAUAUGCAGAACACAGUUGCUGGGAUACCUCGCUGGUUUUUUAUGACUGGUGUACGGAAACGGGCAGGACUUUGUUUUCUGAGCUGUUCUCAUGGGAAAGUUUCACACAGUUGUGUGCAUUUGAGAGAGAGAGAGAAAGAGAGAAAACGCAGGCAAAUCUGUUCCAUCCAUUAGAUGAUUUAAACGUCUUUCCCAAUUUCAGAAGUUUAAAGGAACACCCUUUAAUUUAGCAAGCUGUCUUUUAUGACCAUGAUUUGCUUUGACUAUGCACGAAAAUUAUAAAAAUUGCUUAUUUAUGUGCGCGAUGGCCACAAGUGGGUGUGUCCAAGUGCUUUAUCUCAAUGUCUUUGUCUGUACCAAAUCUUGACUCUGGCAAAGGUAACGGCUAAUGGCUUCUUUCAGCUUUCUCUCUCCCACAUCUCUCUGCUUUUUAGGAAAAGUCCUGGGUUUAUUUGGCCUGAAUAAGUAAGUUCUGAUUAGCAGGAUUUCAAGUCCUGUCUUUAAUGAAGACCACACACACACUUGUGGCAGCCCCUUAUUGAUGCAGAGUGUGUAACAUGGCAAACAAAGCAAUUGAGAAGAAAAUAUCUGUCAAAGCCAAGCCAUGUUAUCAGUAGGGGAGUAACGAUACACAAAACUGACGGUUCGGUACGUACAGCAGGGGGAGAAAACUAAACAAAUUUUUUUUUUUAAAUUAAACAGUAGUUUACUGAACAAAUUGUGUCUCUGUCUUUAAAUGAAUUCAAUUAUAAUUAAAAGUUUCUUAAGGGUAUAAAAAUGAUCUCUGGUAAUGCUGUAAACUAUAUAGGGAGCCCUUACUUGAACAUUACUAAAGGUUCAGAGCCCAAACUAUUAAUCUAAAUUCAGUAGCUAUUUAUUUUUAGAUAUAAUAAUUAACACUCAAAUAACAAACUGUUUGCAAACUUGUAAACUGCACAUAAGACAGUUUUUGCAUUAACUUCUAAGUCUAAUUAUAAAAUUGUUUUUACUCCAAUUCAUUGUUGAAAUAUAAUCAUUUACACAGUGGCUGAUUUAUUUAAACAUACAUCAAAUAAUCAAGACAUCACUAACAAGUUAAAUAGAAUAUAAUGAACAUAUAUAGGCUAAUAUAGUGCAUAUAUUUAGCGAAAGAGUUCAUUUCUCUGGCGAACUAACAAGCUGUGGACUCCCUGAGGUAAAUGCUACGUGACACAAGCUGUGUUUACAAGCUGUUUUAUUUACAACUUUCCGCCGCUGAGACACUGAUUGAGCGAUUACACGAGAUAUGAUACGUUUCAGUAAUUUGUAGUGUAUCUUUCAACAUACCUUCAGAUGUUCAUUCAUGUUUAUUCUGUAACUUGUAUUAAAGAGGAAGAGAUGAUCGUGUUCACUCGCGCCUGAAAUGAGGCGCCUGUACAGUGAUCUGUCACGCCACAUUAAAGAGUGUCAAAACGACAUUUUUUGUUUGAAUUUCGUAACAAAAUGGACAGAAUUUGAAAGAUGACACUUUGUUUCUGAUCAAAAGUAAAAAAAAACACGGAGCUUACACGGGGCUAAAAUGCUGGAUUCGUCGCGUAGAUCCAGUGGGCCAGGGCUGGGCGGGGCAGCAGGGGGUACGCGGUACGUACCAUGGGUGGUGUAUCGCAUUUUUUCGGUUCGGUUUGAAUAUCGUUACACCCCUAGUUAUCAGCUUCUAUCUCUUUCUCCCUCUUCUUCACUCUGUUUCUGCUGCUAUUGCUUUAUCACGCUGCUUUUCCUAAAUCUUAUCCCAACUCAAAAAAGAAAAAAAAAGCUCAUCUUGCAGAAACCAGUAAAACCGUUCAUGGAUUUGUCAGUCAUAAUUACAAAACUCAUUUCUUUUUACCGAGUUGUCAUCUAGUAAUUAUGGUAACUGAUUGGCUGUUUAGGACAAAAACUCAGAUUAACAUGCAGGAGAUUCCAGUAGAUAAAUUUAGCAUAUUAUCCUUAACAAAAGACACACAAAACCUUUGCCUAGUUGUUCUUAGAAGGCCUGAAAAAUCUCUUCUAUCUUCAUCAGAACAGGAAACGAAUCUGAAGCGAAAGCUUUUUUAAUCAUCAGUUCAGAAAACAAAGUGUGCCUGAAUGGUUUCGCCGUUUUUCAAAACUGUUUAUUUCAUUUGUUCUGUAACAACAAACACGGUACAGCCUCAUUAGCGCCCACACGACAGCCACGCUAAUACACGCAUUAGCGCCCACAUUAGCAGGCACAGUGCCUUUCAAACUGCCACUCUAUCACAUGUAAUACAGCACACUCUCAUUGCAUGCAACUGCAUUUUUAGAAAUAAAAAAAACAUGAUUUGCUUUAUGAUUCAUGCUUCCAGCUGAGGACAUUCCCAGAUGGAGGUUUUACCAUAUUUAGCUAAGUUUUCACACUUAGGUAGGCUACAGAACAGCUAGGCUCACCAUCCACAGACGCUCACAUGGCUUACCCGUUGCUCUAUGUGCCUGUUUAAUAAUCAAUGUAUACAUUGGUUCAAUGUCGCCGUAUUGGUUUUCAGUGAGCAUCCGCUCACUUUCUUCUCAAACAUUCUCAAACCAUUCGCAGUCUAAUUUAUUUAUUUAUUCCUCCUCUGUAUUCAGGAUGGACUCUGCCGGGUCACGGGUCGGACCCUCGCACUGUAAAUGGGAAAAAUACAAACCAAGUGAACUGUCAGAUCAAUGCACUCCCUGGAGAACGCGCUCAUACACUCUCUCUAUCACUUUCUCUCUCCUGUUUUCUCAAUAAAGCUGAAACUGAAACCCUUA
This is a messenger RNA of Ctenopharyngodon idella (grass carp), 4981 nucleotides long. It is a transcript of the gene chst11, whose product is annotated as carbohydrate (chondroitin 4) sulfotransferase 11. Gene Ontology annotation, biological process: carbohydrate biosynthetic process; proteoglycan biosynthetic process. The record is from RefSeq and is a predicted model, not a curated record. The transcript has 3 exons. Gene Ontology annotation, cellular component: membrane. The coding region runs from base 438 to 1295 and encodes 285 amino acids. Gene Ontology annotation, molecular function: sulfotransferase activity. Lineage: Eukaryota; Metazoa; Chordata; Actinopteri; Cypriniformes; Xenocyprididae.